Calypte anna (Anna's hummingbird) is the source of this 1463-nucleotide messenger RNA. RefSeq names its product Wnt family member 8B (gene WNT8B). Gene Ontology annotation, molecular function: frizzled binding; cytokine activity. NCBI's taxonomy places the organism in Eukaryota, Metazoa, Chordata, Aves, Apodiformes, Trochilidae. The transcript is spliced from 6 exons. The coding region runs from base 59 to 1039 and encodes 326 amino acids. Gene Ontology annotation, cellular component: extracellular region. The record is from RefSeq and is a predicted model, not a curated record. Gene Ontology annotation, biological process: multicellular organism development; neuron differentiation; canonical Wnt signaling pathway.
AGACCCUGUCUCUUUACUCUGGAGGAGAAAAUAAGCAAGGUCAGUGAAUAAUUUCCUGAUGACGGGCCCCAAGGCCUACCUCAUCUACUCCAGCAGCGUGGCGGCCGGGGCGCAGAGCGGCAUCGAGGAGUGCAAGUUCCAGUUUGCCUGGGACCGCUGGAACUGCCCUGAGAGGGCACUGCAGCUCUCCAGCCACGGCGGGCUGCGCAGCGCAAACCGAGAAACUGCUUUUGUCCAUGCCAUCAGCUCUGCAGGCGUCAUGUACACACUGACCCGGAACUGCAGCCUGGGGGAUUUUGACAACUGUGGCUGUGAUGACUCCCGCAAUGGACAGCUGGGGGGACAAGGCUGGCUGUGGGGAGGCUGCAGUGAUAACGUGGGCUUUGGGGAAGCCAUUUCCAAGCAGUUUGUGGAUGCCCUGGAGACUGGACAAGAUGCCAGAGCUGCUAUGAACCUGCAUAACAAUGAGGCGGGUAGAAAGGCUGUGAAAGGGACCAUGAAGCGGACUUGCAAAUGCCACGGGGUGUCGGGAAGCUGCACCACCCAGACCUGCUGGCUGCAGCUGCCCGAGUUUCGGGAGGUGGGCACUUACCUGAAGGAGAGGUACCACAAAGCCCUGAAGGUGGAUCUGCUGCAGGGGGCAGGGAACAGCGCUGCCAGCCGGGGAGCCAUUGCCGAGACCUUCAGCUCCAUCUCAAAGAAGGAGCUGGUCCAUUUGGAAGAUUCCCCCGACUACUGCCUGGAGAACAAGACACUGGGGCUGCUGGGCACGGAGGGCAGGGAGUGCCUGAAGAGGGGCAAGGCGCUCAGCAAGUGGGAGAAGCGGAGCUGCCGGCGGCUGUGCGGGGACUGCGGGCUGGCGGUGGAGGAGAGGAGAGCAGAGAUGGUGUCCAGCUGCAACUGCAAGUUCCACUGGUGCUGUGCCGUGAGGUGCGAGCAGUGCCGCAAGAGGGUCACCAAAUACUUCUGUGUCCGCAAGGAGAAGCGGGAGCGCAGCGGGGGCGGCGGGGCCAGCCACAAGCUCAAGAGAAAGCUCUAACAUGCCUCUGCUCUCCUCCAUAGUCCUGCCUGACCCUCUCCCCUCCUCUCCUGCCCUCCCUCCACCUCCUCGCAGCCCCCUGCCACCCUUGGUUUAGUUUUGUCUCAUUCCUAAUGUCUCCUCGCCGGGACCUGGGCAAGGUCAUGAGCACUCAUAAGCCCCUGGGCCUUGGCCACACAGGGAAUCUUCUAUCAGUGCAGUGGGGGAUGACUUACGAGAAGAGCCUCAAGUGUUGACAAAGCAAGGUGAGAUUGGGCCCCUUUGGCCCAGAGUCACUCUAUCUGGUGACUGUUUUUGCCAUCAAAAACAAGUGGUCUCAGUGAGCUUGUCUGCUCCCUGAGCAAGCAGUUCAGAAUGGUAAUCCCAAAACCAGAAGAGUCUUCUAGUACCGCACUGAAAGGCACUAAAAUAAAAUUAUUGCCUU